CAGGACUUGGUGUCUAAUUUUCAAAGAGAGAGGAGAAUUCUAUGUUUUCAUUUUGACAGGAAAUCAAUCUAGUGCACAGAGUCUGUGCACAAAAUGGAGCAAAAUGUUGCUGAUUUACUUACAGAUGCAUUUUCAGAUGUGGAGAUAGACUUUGAGCAUCUUAACUUUGAAGACUAUGCGGAACAGUCAUCUCUCGCUGGUAGAGCCCAAGAAACAGAGAAGAGCGAUAACACCCAGGAACCGACAGGGGCACACAGACAGAGCUCGCUGCAGAGCUCAGAGGAGAACCACAACAUGCACAAAAACUCAACAGGAAAGGAGACGUAUGUGCAAGACACUGCCAGUGAGAUCGAAGUGGAGCUCAGUCAUCUGGAGGAUAUAGAAAUGGCAGACAGGAAGAAGUACAUGUAUGAUUCCUGUGAUAUUUGGCAAGAUGAUGAAGAUGAAACAAGACACUGGACUGAGAGGCCAUUUCCUUUUGGAGGAGAUCAAACAGGAGUUGACCAGUCAAAUGCAGGGGGAUCAGACAGAUGUGGUAAUGUUCAAAACGAGGAGGGUGAAGAUGGUGUGCCAUUUCUACAACUAUGUAACCCUCAAAGUGUUGAUGACACAUGCAGUUAUUCAGACUCCAAUUCAGGAAGUGAGGAUGCAGAAGCUACAAAACAACAUUUGUCGGUGGACAGAGAGGCAAUGAAUGAACUGUCAUGCGUGUGUGCAUCUGAGAACACUGCUGGCUUAACUAUUUUAAGCUCACUGCCAACUGCACAUGGUGCACAGGCGGAGGGAGGGGACUUGAGGGAGUUUUCUGAGGAGGACCAAGCUUGUGUUGGUGAAGACUUUGCGGAAUACCCAACAGAACUGACAAACAACGAUGAUGACGAUGAUGAUGAUGAUGAUGAUGAUGUUGAUGUUGAGGGUGAUGACGAAGAAGAGAAAGAUGACAAUGAAGAUGAAAGGAAAGUGAAAAGUGAUGCCAAAGCACCUGUGAGCAGAAUUGGGGCUGACAACACACAAGAGGGGGAGUAUAUACGAGAAGAAGAAGAGGAAGAUGAUGAUGAAGGUGAAGAACAGGAACAAGAGCAAGAAGAGGAAGAAAAGGUUGCUGUUGAGGUUGUUGUUGAUGAUGAUAUAGUGGAACAUGGACCCAUGCAUGCCAAACCUCAUGACUCCACAAACACUUACAGCAGCGAUGAGAGAGUUAGGGAAAGGCAGCCUACAACGACCUCCCAAACCAUGAGCAAGGACGAUUCAGGUCCCCAGAAUGAAGAUGAGUCUGAAAGUCCCAGCAUGCAGCAACAUCGACAUAAUGACAAACUCUCCCAAAUUCAGGAUGUCUUCACUAAUGAAGAUGCUGCAAUACAGCGAGGUAGAGCUAAAAAAGAAAUCAUAGCCCAAGGAAUUGAAGAAGAGGAGAGACAUGGAGAGGGGCAGAAUGUUGUCAAACAGGAUACUGGAGUCGACGAACUUCCAUUUGACAGUGAAAAUGAAUUCCCUGUGUACUCACAUGAUGUUGACACUUGGGGAGGUUGGAGAGAAGAGUUGAACAGAUACAUGCCCAACACAGAGCUAAACUUAGAUGUCAACAUCGGUGAGCUGGACGCACAGGACCCUGACAUUAACAUCCCAAACACCAGAGACUGUGUUGCUGUAGCCAGAGAAGAUGAAAGCCGUCUCUUGGGAAGGAUAGAUACCAUCACACCAGAGAGAGCAUGGCCAUCUGAAACACUGUGGGACGAGACCAGCCAACAACAACCCCUCAGGAAUCCAUCAGCAACUUUGGGACAGGAAUUUGUUGUGGUUGAGGAUGUGACGUCAGACCAUGACUUUUUCUUUCACACCAGCUUGGAACAGGACAGUCAUGUCACUGACUGGAGUUUGGGUGGAUGCCUGCUGGACGAAGAUACUACACAGGAAAGCAUGGAGGACAACACAAGUGACACAUUUGGAGAGGAAGAGAGGAGCUGGGAUCAAGAGAGGGAAAGAAUUGAGGCUUUCAACAGGUUUUACAAUGAUUCAGAGGAGAGCAGUAUUGAAGGCAUAGGAGAAAGAACACAUAAAGUACACUUCUGUUUGGAGCCCCAAAUAGCUGAAGUUCUGGACUCAGAAUCAGAGUUUAGUGACAUAGAAGCUGACGAAGACUCCGAGGAGGAUUCAGACACAGAAGACAUAAACGAUGAGGAGCAGAGUGACACUGAGGAACCACAAGUUAAUGCGUUCCCUUGCCAUAAUCGUGAAGAACCGUCAGAGAACGAGUUCCCUCCUCAGGAUCAGGAAGAACCGUCAGAGAAUGAGUUCCUUCCUCAGGAUCAGGAAGAACCAUCAGAGAACGAGUUCCCACCUCAAGAUCAAAAAGAACCAUCAGAGAAUGUGUUCCCUCCUCAGGAUCAGGAAGAACAGACAGAGAAUGUUUUCCCUCCUAAAGAUCAAGAUUUGAAGUUUGAAGAGGUACAGCCCAUUUCUGACAAUCCAAUAAUUGGUCAACUGAUGAAAAAAGUGAUAACUGAUCAACCCAUGGAAAAACAGCUGACUGAUCAACCAGUGGAGGAAGAGGGCAUAACUCUGCAGACAUCAGACAAGCAGAUAGUUACCCUGUGUCCAACCACAUCUAAGAGGCAAAAGUGGCUUAGAAUACUGAAGUCUACACUCAGGAUGUGUGCGAUCAUUGGAACUGGACUGCUGACUUUCUGGUGGGCUACAGACCAUUUGGACUGGACAAUGUGGUAGUUGCAAACUAGGAGCCAUAACAAGCAUAAUAGAAUGCUGUCUAUAUAUUUUUGUAAUUUGUUUUCUAGCCUAUACCUUAAUGUGGCCUCCAAAUAAGAUGGAUGACAUAAACAAGUGUAUUUUAUCUUAUUUCAUCUUGAGCAAUAAAAAAGUAAUAAAGUUUGCUUUAUA
Messenger RNA from Alosa alosa (allis shad), 2895 nucleotides. Its product is annotated as FK506-binding protein 5. The transcript has 7 exons. NCBI's taxonomy places the organism in Eukaryota, Metazoa, Chordata, Actinopteri, Clupeiformes, Clupeidae. Bases 94 to 2724 code for a protein of 876 amino acids. The record is from RefSeq and is a predicted model, not a curated record.